AUGAAUUUCUGGGUGACAUAUCUAUCUUAUUCUGUUCAUACCUAUCUGUCUAAUUCUGUUCAUACUGUGUAUGUCACUCUUUUCAUAUCUAUCUAUCUAUCUAUCUAUCUAUCUGUCUAUCUCAUUCUUUUUCUAUCUAUCUAUCUCAUUUUUUUUUCUAUUUAUCUCAUUCUUUUCAUAUGUAUCUAUCUAUCUAUCUAUCUGAUAACAUUCUUGCGUUCGACUUUCAAAUCAAAUAUGAUUCCUGCACAGAGAUGUCGUUCUUCUAUUCAAGAUCUACGAUACCAAGUGAACUUCUAUCUAUCUAUCUAUCUAUCUAUCUAUCUAUCUAUCUAUCUCAUUCUGUUCAUAUCUAUCUAUCUAUCUAUCUAUCUAUCUAUCUAUCUAUCUAUCUCAGUCUGUUCAUAUCUAAUCUAUCUGUUUAUCUAUCUAUCUAUCUAUCUAUCUAUCUAUCUCAUUCUGUUCAUAACCUUCUAUCUAUAUAUCUAUCCAUCUAUCUAUAUCAGUCUGUUCAUAUCUAUCUAUCUAUCUAUCUAUCUAUCUAUCUAUCUAUCUAUCUGUCUAACCCUUUUCAUAAGUUUGUCUAUACCAAUCCUCUUCCUUUUGUAUUGUCUCUCAUGUCUACUUGCACUUUACUUUUUCUUUCUGUCUUUCUUAUAUAUAAAAUUCUUUCUUUCUUUCUCUGUCUUUAUAUCUGAAUAUUUUUCUUUUCUUUUCGUCUGCACUCGUUCGCUUCUUUCUUAUUCUAGUUAA
Acanthosepion pharaonis is the source of this 753-nucleotide messenger RNA. The record is from the annotation of a GenBank genome assembly. NCBI's taxonomy places the organism in Eukaryota, Metazoa, Mollusca, Cephalopoda, Sepiida, Sepiidae.